This is a messenger RNA of Aegilops tauschii subsp. strangulata, 1465 nucleotides long. RefSeq lists its product as uncharacterized. The record is from RefSeq and is a predicted model, not a curated record. Lineage: Eukaryota; Viridiplantae; Streptophyta; Magnoliopsida; Poales; Poaceae. Gene Ontology annotation, cellular component: nucleus. Gene Ontology annotation, biological process: regulation of DNA-templated transcription.
UUCGAGGGAGGGAAAGCCGGCCACCUUCCCGCUGCCGGCGUCGGCGUCGGCGUCGGUCGCGUCUCCGCCCGAAGCCGCAGGCACCGCCGCCCCCUCGCUCCUCCUCUCCGGCGAGCUCGGCGCGACUCCCUCGCCGCGGAAUCCGACGCUCCUCCCGCUUCCGCACGCCCGCAGGUGCAGAGAUACCUCAUCAUGUCAGCUGCUGCCGUGGACUCUGCUGCUGUGGCGGUGCGGAACACGUGUGGCUGCAAAAACACCGGAUGCAAAACCAGAAAGUGCGCUUGUUUCAGGGAUGGUUUGCCUUGCAUUCGUGGGCGAUGCAAGUGCGAGGGCUGCGCGAACAAUUCGAGGGGGCUGGCUAUAGAUGUGUUGCCGACGAAGUGCAGCUGCAAAAGCACCAGAUGCAAAACCAGGGUGUGUGCAUGUUUCAGGGAGGAUUCGCGUUGCACUGGUCUAUGCAAGUGUGUCGGCUGUGAGAACAAUCCGCGUGGGCUGGUCAAUGAGGCAGAUAGCAGGCCGAAGAAGUGCAAAUGCAAAAGAACCAAAUGCAAAACCAACAUGUGCACAUGUUUCUGUGCGGAUUCGCAUUGCACUGGUCUAUGCAAGUGUGAGGGCUGCGAAAACACUCCGCAGGGGCUGGUCAAUGAGGGAGAUAGCGGGCCGAAGAAGUGCAAAUGCAAAAGAACCAAAUGCAAAACCAACAUGUGCACAUGUUUCAGUGCGGAUUCGCGUUGCACUGGGCUAUGCAAGUGUGAGGGCUGCGAGAACACUCCGGAGGGCCUGGCCAAUGAGGGUGAUAAGGGGUGCACCUGCAAGUUAAUCAAAUGCAAAACCAAGAACUGUGGUUGCCUGAAUCGCGGGGCCAGGUGCACCUUAAAAUGCAGUUGCCAAGGGUGCGAAAAUGGAAAAGGGACCGGAGGGGCUGAUACGUCCCAGGAUAGCAGGGAGGCUCAGGUUCCAACAAGCGAAUAAGAAUCGGGUGAUGACAGUAGGCUUGAGACAUACCAGAGCAUGAUGCAAGUCACCUUACAUACUUACCAUCCUCGAGACAUACCAGAGCAUGAUGCAAGUCACCUUACAUACUUACCAUCCUUGUAAUGAUUACUCGAAGCAAGCACGGCGAGAACUCCAUGAUCUGCGAUGUCGUUAACCUCAGCCUCAGGGGGCUCUUGAUCAGACUGAUAGAUACUUGAUGCUCCCUCUGUAACAUUUUAUAAGACGUUUUGAGUCCAUGGCAGUGUCAAAAAACGUCUUAUAUCAUGUCACCGAGGGAGUACAUAUAUACUCCUGUAAGAAUAGUUGCCCUCAUCGGUUGCCGUCCAUACUCGUUCUUAUGCAUACAUACUUGCUGCAAAUGAUUUCUCUCUUAUAAACUUUAGGAAUUUUCUGAUGGUGUUUGAAAAUUGAAACCCAAACUACUACUAGUAUGCAUGGACAAAGAGGCCCUGGUGGCAUUAUUUCUGCA